Messenger RNA from Macadamia integrifolia, 1065 nucleotides. RefSeq names its product monothiol glutaredoxin-S15, mitochondrial-like. The record is from RefSeq and is a predicted model, not a curated record. The coding region runs from base 410 to 823 and encodes 137 amino acids. The transcript is spliced from 7 exons. Lineage: Eukaryota; Viridiplantae; Streptophyta; Magnoliopsida; Proteales; Proteaceae.
UAUUGGUUUGGGCCUAUCCUAAAUACAAGGGCUGAAGCAUUUGAAUCUCCAUAUAUAAUAUAAUGGCUAGAUCAUUAUCUAGUUUACUCAUGAAGGGUGUUGCAGGCCUUCCAGCUGCUCAUUCCUUGAGGACAGCGAUCUAGGUCGAAGGAAAGCCAAUUUAGUGGCAGAUUUAAUCUCUGAAGAUGAACUUGAAAUCACUUUUCAGUUAUGCAGAUUGAAGCCUGCAACUGAACAGCAGCAACCUCUACCACAGGGGUCUAUUUCAGGUUCUUCCACCAGCUUUCCAGCAUGCAGGUCCAAGUGGAUAUCUUGCGGAAUUGAUAGAGCUCCUUGUUGUGGACCUUCGCCUGAAAUUUCAGGCCUAACAAGCGCCAAACCAGUGGCAGGAUCUUUCUACCAUCAUGUCAUGACCUAUUCUACUAAUGUGACUGAUGAUCCUGAUACCCACGAGGAUUUUAGACCCACCAGCAAGCUUGUCGGAUCUGACCUUUCUAACAAUGCCAUUGUUGAGCAGGAUGUCAAGGAAAACCCUGUGAUGAUUUAUAUGAAAGGAGUUCCUGAUAUGCCUCAAUGUGGAUUUAGUUCACUAGCAGUUAGAGUACUGAAAACAUACCAUGUUCCUUUCGGUGCUAGAAACAUUCUGGAAGACUCUGAACUGAAGACUGCUGUAAAAUCCUUCAGCAACUGGCCUACAUUCCCACAGAUCUUCAUCAAAGGAGAAUUUGUUGGAGGAUCUGAUAUUAUUCUCAAUAUGCACCAGACUGGGGAACUGAAGGAAAAACUCAAGGAUGUUACUGCCAACCAGGAAAGCAAGGAAUAGACGCUGCUUUUACAUCAAAAGAUAAAUAUUUCUCUUUUGCAUGGGAGUGAUAUUGCAUAAUUUUGUUAUACUGUUUAGUUCAUGAGAAAGAUGAAUGAUGUUUUGAUUCAUCUCGUCCCCCUUCCUUAUCCCUGUUCUUUUACCACCUCUAUGUUGUCAAGAAUGAUGUACUCCACUUGUAGCUAAAAUUGUUGGUUGAAUUUCUUUAGUUUUCUUUAAUAGUGAUAUAUAUUUUUAAGCAA